Molecule: messenger RNA, 789 nt
Organism: Entrophospora sp. SA101
Lineage: Eukaryota; Fungi; Glomeromycota; Glomeromycetes; Entrophosporales; Entrophosporaceae
Source: the annotation of a GenBank genome assembly
AUGUCGAAACAAGAGAAACAAGAGAAACAAGAUGUCGUACUUGAUAGCAAUUAUUUUGUGGUAAAGGCAUAUGCUUACACCUCAGUUCUUUCCGUAAUGUUGCUUGAUACGUGGGCAAUCCCAGUUUGUAUGUUAUUAUCAAUACUAUUCCUAAAGGUUGGAUAUCAUUGGAGUCAAUACCUUGGAGUGGUGAUAUGUCUUGUUGGUAUUGGAGUAUUGCUUGCAGGAGAUCUUGAAUCAGGACGAGAUUUUAGUGGUGCCGUGAAUAUGGGACUUGGUGAUGCAUUUUGUAUCAUAAGUGCAACACUUUAUGGUGCGAGUAAUGUACUAGAAGAAUUAUUUGUGAGACAAAGAUCAGUGUAUGAGGUGGUUGGACAAUUAGCAUUUUGGGCAAUGAUUAUCAGUGGUAUUCAACUUUCAAUUUUAGAGCGUCAAGAACUUUCUGCUGUAGAAUGGAGUGGAGGUAGUGCACCAAUACUCUUCAAAUUAUCAUCAGCUACAUUCUUUAAUCUUUCUUUACAAACAAGUGAUUUCUAUUCAUUAAUAUUUAGUUUAUUAUUAUUCGGUGCCCAGAUGCAUCAUCUUUACCCUAUAUCAUUUGUUAGCACAAUCAUAGGAUUGUGUUUAUACCAUUACAAUCCAGAAUCAAGGCCUAGUUACAGUCCUCCUGCUUUUCUUUCUAUCGGUAGGGAUCACACUGAUGUCAAAGGUAACGAUGAUAAUGGGGGCCGGAAUUUUGAUGAAACAAAAGUUGAGGAAAGGGAAGUUACUACUGAUUUAAAUGUAUAA